Messenger RNA from Cucumis sativus (cucumber), 603 nucleotides. RefSeq names its product TIR domain-containing protein. The transcript is spliced from 2 exons. Gene Ontology annotation, biological process: signal transduction. Bases 19 to 603 code for a protein of 194 amino acids. The record is from RefSeq and is a predicted model, not a curated record. Lineage: Eukaryota; Viridiplantae; Streptophyta; Magnoliopsida; Cucurbitales; Cucurbitaceae.
UUGCUUCUUUAUCAAGCCAUGCAACGAUAUUUUUCAACUGUGGCCAAAAGCUACCUAACUUCAUCCAAAAUCCUCAGUCGUCGUAACAAUAUCCGAUCCAUAUCACGCCAAUGUGAUGUCUUCAUAAACCACCGUGGUGCAGACACGAAACGUAACAUCGCAGGAUUGCUUCAUGACCAUUUUUCUAGAAUAGGUCUUCACUCAUUUUUAGAUAGUAAGAGCAUGAAACCGGGGGAUAAAUUGUUUGGUGAGAUUGAAGAAGGUAUUCGGAGUUGUAAGGUUGGGAUCGCGGUGUUCUCGCCGCGGUAUUGUGAGUCAUAUUUUUGUUUGCACGAACUUGCCCUAAUGAUGGAGAACAAAAAGAAAAUUAUUCCAAUUUUCGUUGACGUUCGACCGUCUCAACUUCGUGUUGAAUACAACUAUAGCUGUCCCAAGAAAGAGUUGCAAAGGUUCAAUUGGGCACUUGGGGAAGCCAAAUACACUGUUGGACUCACUUUCGACACUGUUAACGGGGAUUGGUCGGAGCUGUUGAGGAAAGCUUCAAACGCCGUGAUUGAUAAUCUUAUCGUCGGUGGAGGGGCCGGAGAGAUGCCGGAUAAUUAG